Messenger RNA from Amaranthus tricolor (Joseph's coat), 1585 nucleotides. Its product is annotated as WAT1-related protein At5g64700. The transcript is spliced from 8 exons. Gene Ontology annotation, molecular function: transmembrane transporter activity. NCBI's taxonomy places the organism in Eukaryota, Viridiplantae, Streptophyta, Magnoliopsida, Caryophyllales, Amaranthaceae. The record is from RefSeq and is a predicted model, not a curated record. Gene Ontology annotation, cellular component: plasma membrane. The coding region runs from base 95 to 1192 and encodes 365 amino acids.
ACAAAGUAUUCAACAAAAAUCCAUUCUCUUAAAACAAAGUUUUUUUUUUUUUUUUUUUUUUUUUUUUGUUGUUCAUCAAAGAAAAAGUAAUAUAAUGGCGGUGAAUAAACCAAUUGUUGUUGUAUUUCUUAUACAAACCUUGUAUACUGGCAUGUUUUUACUCUCUAAGGCUGCUUUUAAUGUUGGCAUGAACAAUUUUAUCUUCACUUUCUAUAGGCAGGCCAUUGCCACCAUAUGCCUUGCUCCCGUUGCCCUCUUUCUUGAAAGGAAUAAGAUGCCCCCACUCUCUUUCAAGACGUUUUGGCAAAUAUUCAUGAUGUCUUUAUUUGGGAUAACAUUUAGUUUGGAUUUGUAUGGUAUAGGGUUAACCUAUACCUCAGCAAGCAUGGGUGCUGCAACAACUAAUUGUCUUCCUGUCAUCACUUUUUUUCUUGCUGUUCUUGUCAGAUUAGAGAUGUGGAAAAUAAAGACAGCACCAGGGAUAGCAAAAUUGAUAGGCAUAGUGGUAUGUUUGGGAGGUGCCAUAACUCUCGCACUCUACAGAGGGCCUUCCAUCAAACUAUUUAGCCAUCCUCAUUUACUCUUUGGUCACCCAACACCACUCACCCAAACACAUUCUAAUCAUGCUCAACCUCAUUCUGGCCCCACCUGGAUCAAAGGUGUUUUUAUCUUGCUUUCUGGCAACACAUUUUGGGCUCUUUGGCUUGUUAUGCAGGCUCGAAUAAUGAAAGGAUACCCAUCGAAGCUUUUAUUCACAACACUAAGUUGUUUCUUAAGUUCACUUCAAUCAUUUGCACUCGCAAUUCUUGUGGAACGUCGUCCUUCUCAGUGGAUGCUUGGUUGGAAUGUUCGCCUUCUUGCCGUUGCUUAUUGUGGAAUAGUUGUGACUGGAGUUGCCUAUUAUUUGCAAGCAUAUGUGAUAGAGAAGAAGGGGCCAGUUUUUCUAGCUUUGUGGACACCAAUGGGACUUAUACUCACCAUGCUAUGUUCUGUAUUUCUUUUGGGAGAGAUUAUUACUUUAGGAAGUGUCCUUGGUGGAAUUUUGUUGGUUGGAGGACUUUACUGUUUUUUGUGGGCUAAGAGCAAAGAGCAAAUGACCAUUCCAUCAACUUGUAAAGCUGUUCAAACAGAUAAAGAAUUCGUGGAUUUGAAAAUAGUGGAAGGAACCAAGGAUUCAUCUUCAAUUGUAUAAUUUCUCAACUGAAUUAAGGUUGUGCAUCAAUGGAAGAGCUUUUAAGAUAACACAAAGGAGCAGCAAAGACGCAUGAAGGAGAUAAUAAGAAGACUAUUAUAUGACGAAACGACACUCACAUGUUGCAAUUAUUGGAUGCUCUAUCACCUUAAUUUAUAAUUGGAUAAGAAAUAUCGCUAGUAGAUUAAUUAAAAUCAAUAUAAAUCGAUGGAGAUAAGAAAAAGUGCAGAUCUAUGGUUGUAAUAUAUUGUUUUAAAAUUAUUUUCUUAGGAUUGUAAUUUGAUCGUAUACAUGAUCAUUAAAUUAAAUGCGAGAAAGUACAUAUUUUACCCUAUAUAUUGAUAUGAGGUAUAUAAUUAUAUAUAUAGAAACACAAAGUCUUAUUUUAUGAUG